Messenger RNA from Pseudogymnoascus verrucosus, 2324 nucleotides. RefSeq lists its product as uncharacterized. The record is from RefSeq and is a predicted model, not a curated record. Bases 904 to 1872 code for a protein of 322 amino acids. Lineage: Eukaryota; Fungi; Ascomycota; Leotiomycetes; Thelebolales; Thelebolaceae. Gene Ontology annotation, molecular function: aldehyde-lyase activity. The transcript is spliced from 2 exons. Gene Ontology annotation, cellular component: cytoplasm.
UAUUAUUUGUUGUGAGCUUCCUUCCGUCUCACUGCUGAUGCCGUCUCACUCAGCUCUACUAUUAGUAUUUGUCAAACGAGAUACGCCUUGACUCGUGGAGCGUUUCGUGUUGCUCGUAUAGUUCACGGAGUUCCCGUAUAGAAUCCUGCCCUAUGUCCGCCGUAGCCUAAAUGAUCGACAAGAAGUUGGAGAUCAACAGAUUUGGAGACAACGGGAUUCGAUUAGGACCCUAUUCCACGUGAUAUAAUCCAGAUCCAACGCCCACCAUCCCCUCACCGGGUCGUCUACCGUUGCCGUCUCCACAAAAACCCCCCCCCAACAUGCAACGGUGAGACGCGGUGAAGGCGGCCGCAAUCAAGUCCCACGCCAACCCGCAUCAGGGCCCAAAACCGUCAGACUGCGGGGGGGUUCUCUAGGAUCUUUUUUUGGAGCAACCAGGGGGCUCACGGCGCUACUCGCCGGUGUUUACAUAUCAGGCGGCUGCCCGAUUCGCCAAGAUGCAUCCCUUCCUUCGGUGAUAAGAAGCAUAAGGCCAUGCGUGUCUCCACUCUCCACCUGGAGGGGGAACGAUCCGAGACUGGAUGGGCACGUUGCGUAACUUGCUGCUACCUGUCGCGUACCACAGCGUGGAUCUGAUGUAAGCUUGGAUGCAAGGGAGUAUGGUAGGUCGCUCGGAGGGUGAGAUAUCUCCGCCGGGGGGAUUGGUGCAGAUGGAUGUGUCUCAGUUGGAGUAUAUAGAGCUGCGUGGUCCCGCUGGUGAGGGUUUUUUUUGUCUCAUAAUUAAGUCAAUUCCUCGUUGAUCAAUCUCACCUCGUCGUUUACCAAAAGCCUUGCUUGUUCCUCAUUACCUACCUGUCAUAAACCCCUCACCCUCACCCCUCACCCACCCCUCAAUCCCCAAAAAUGGCCACCAACGGCACCUCCGCCAACGGCAGCGCCAAUGGCACCGCUCACGCCGCAGCAGCCCCAACAGACAUGCGCGCCUACCGUGCCCCGUCCCUGCUCCAGCCUCACCGCGCGCGCGACGCCCUUCGUGACGCCCACGAGGGCAAGAUCCCUCCUCUCCAAGUCUACUUCCUCAUGCUCUCCGCCCCCUCGAUCAUCAAGGUGAUCGCCCAGGUCGGGUACGAUGUGAUCCUGAUCGACCAGGAGCAUUCGCCCAUGGACAUUGGCGAGAUGACGAGAAUGGCGCAUGAUAUCCAGUUGGUUAGCGAGGGAAGGACAAUGGCGUGGAUCAGAAUCUGUGGCCACGACCACGCAAACAUUGGGUACGCACUUGACACUGGAGCUAGCAUCAUGGUCCCGCAGGUCGAGACCGUGGAAGACGCAAAGCACAUUGUCUCCGCCGCCAAGUUCGGAAAGAAGAUCAACGGCACCCGCUCCGCGCCUCCUGGCCGCUGGCUCCCGGGCAUCUCGGACGUAGGCACCAACUCCGAGCUCACCCUCUGGGAGAACCUCAACAACCAGGCCGCCAUCAUCAUCCAAGUUGAGUCCAAGGAGGCCGUCGACAACCUCGACGCCAUCCUCACCGAGUGCGGGGAGCACAUCGAUGCCGUCUGGCUCGGUUCGCUGGACUGUAGAGUUUCCAUGGGCCUUCCGGGCUUCUGGGGCGAGGAGCCGGAGUUCAUGGAGGUCAUUCAGACGAUGAAUAAGACGCUCAGGAAGCAUGAUAUGCCGUAUGCUGGGGCGGCGAUGGGGACGCCAGAGCAGGUGAAGGCGAUGGGAGCCGGGAAGGCGUUUACGGCUGUGCAGGGUGAUGUUUUCUCGUUGCUGGCGUCGGCGGUGGAGAAUUUGACGAUGGCGAGGGAGGUGAUGCCUGCGGUGAAUACGUCGGCGGCGAAUAAGAAGGCGAACGAGUUGGAUGCGAAGUGAGUGCUUGAGAGUAAAAGAAAGUGUAAUGAUCAUGGAAAUAUGAAGGGGGGAUAGUCGUUCUCUGGGUGUGUGUUAGCUAUAGACCGGUGCCCUGGGGGUCGGUAGAUUAUAGAAAUUAGAACGUCAUUCAGCUUCAAAAUAAGUCUUGGGAUCAAAUGUGAUAGUGCUCACUGGUUGCUAUGAGGCAACAUUUCGAACUGCUUACAGGGAACGAAAGCCGAUGGCCCCCAAUGCUUUCUCGUAUUUGUGCAGGGUGCCUGUUCUGUAGGGGCAGCAUCAGAAGCGAGGUCUGGCGGCAUGCUGAGGGAAUUUGAAGAGAUCAUGGAGUGGCAUAGAACCCGUAUUAGUGCAACGGCUGGAAAGAUCGUCUGUCUGGUGUAGAGGUCCCAUUCAACAAAGAGUUUGGGCGCUCAAGGCAUACAUACCGCUGAUUUGCCCGCUGUGGUGUGGUC